Molecule: messenger RNA, 1833 nt
Organism: Gossypium arboreum
Lineage: Eukaryota; Viridiplantae; Streptophyta; Magnoliopsida; Malvales; Malvaceae
Product: mitogen-activated protein kinase kinase kinase 18-like
Exons: 1
Coding region: 439-1794 (451 amino acids)
Biological process (GO): protein phosphorylation
Molecular function (GO): protein kinase activity; ATP binding
Source: RefSeq, a predicted model, not a curated record
UGUUAAAAACUUAGAACACAACUAAUUAAAGCUAGGAAUAUACCAUUUACAAGGGACCUCUCAUUGUCCCAACGAACUAGCACCGCACUCUAAGCAUGCGGCUCAUGUGAGAACACAACAGUAUGAUUCGUGGCUAAGCUAGCUAACCAAGUAAGCAACCCGCAAAAGCAUUUAAUCCAAUCUUCUUUUGCCGCGUGGAAUGCUCUGGUCUCAAGAUAGAAAGAAACGGCGGCCGCCCCAUUGGUCACAAACCUCCAACAUGGUGCUGUUAAGAAGCAUUCUUUUUCCUUUUUGCAUUAAAGCCAAACCUUUACCAAACUAAAGAGUAAAGCCUCAAAUUUUGUAUAUAAAUGCUUGGUACCCAACUCGCCGAACUAUUCGACUCUCCAAACUGAAACUCAAUUUUCACAUUCCUUUCCAAGCUUUUCCACCUCUCAAAUGGAUUGGACCCGCGGUAGAACCAUUGGCCGCGGCUCCACUGCCACCGUUUGUGUCGCCACUGUUGACCAAUCCCGUGUAUUUGCUGUUAAGUCCUCUGAGCUUUCGCUGUCAGAAUCUCUCAGAAAGGAACAGAGGAUUCUGUCUACGUUAAGCUGCCCUCAUGUCGUAGGAUAUAAAGGGUGUGACAUUUCAUCCGAGAAUGGUAAACUUCUAUACAAUCUUUUCCUGGAAUAUGCCCCUAGAGGCACCGUCAUGGAUGCAAUCCAAAAGCACGGUGGUUACCUUGAGGAGGCCACGGUUCGAUCGUACACUCGUGGGAUUUUACUUGGCCUUGAAUUCCUGCACUAUCGAGGGAUAGUGCAUUGUGACAUCAAGGGCCAGAAUGUUUUGGUUACAGAUGACGGGGUGAAAAUCGCUGACUUGGGUUGCGCUAGGCGAGCUGAUGAGGCGUCGAGUGCCUCUUGGUCCAUUGCUGGUACCCCUGUUUACAUGGCGCCAGAGGUGGCACGCGGCGAGCAACAAGGGUGCUCGGCUGACGUGUGGGCACUUGGGUGUACGGUCAUCGAGAUGGCCGCCGGACGAUCACCAUGGCCUGACGUCAGUGAUCCUGUUUCUGCAUUGUACAGGAUCGGAUUCUCGAGUGAUGUGCCGGAAAUACCAACCAACAUUUCGAAUCAGGCACAGGAUUUCUUAAGCAAGUGUUUGAGGAGAGACCCCGCCGACAGAUGGUCGGCAACACAACUUCUUUCACACGAUUUUGUAGCAGAAUCGAAGUUCCCGGUGAAGGAAACUGACGGUUCUAAAUCGGAGACACCCAACAACGUAUUGCAUCCAAACAUAUGGGAUUCCAUGGAAGAGUUAGAGACAGUUCAUAUUCCUUCCAACAAGCCUAUCAUGGAAAGGCUACGACAAUUGGGUGAAGACAAUCUUGUUUUGUCUUCAAAAAUACCCAACUGGGAAUGCGAUGAAAAUUGGCUGACAGUGAGAAGCAAUAGCAAUUUGGAAGUAGAAAAACUGCCUAGCACUAGCAGACAGGACAGUAACCUUUUACGUGCCGAUGAACCCACAAGCAGUUGUGGAGGAUACACGAGUAGGACGAGCGAGGAUUUUGAGAUACUCGUUGAUUGCUUUCUCACAAAGAUUAGGAGGCAAAAUACUAGGAUCACUAACAGUGAUAGUGUUGAGAGUAGGAGUAAAACGGGUUCUUUUGCAGCUAGUAGAUAUAUGAUUUACAUCUUAUGUAUAAAUUUAAAUUACUCUAAUAAUAAUUAUUUUAUUAAUCCGAUUUUUACUGCUUUUCGGUCUCUUUUAAUGAAUUUGAGUUUUAUAAGUAUGUUCGAAGAAAGUAACUGAAACAGACAAUAAAUCCAAGAUUUUGAGAACUUAUAAAUU